AUGCCCGAACUUGAAGUCAUCAACUUGGACCAACCUCAGCUUGGGUUGCGUCUGCAACUCCUCACGGCUGCCGGUCCCGUCAACGUGCCUGGUUUGCAAGCGUGCUACGUUGAUGACGAAGGCGACGAGAUUCUGGUGUCGAACGACGUGCUGGUGAUGCUCGGCAUCGAUCUCGAACGUCUCCUCGAGCAAGUGGCCCUCAAAGCGAUACGGGUUGACGACGCGCUUGACACGGACCGUCUCGAUCGUGAAGACGCUGCGAGCAUGCCGGCUCGCUCGAUCUUGGAAAGCUUUUCCGCGGAGCGCUAUGAACGGCUCGAGAAGAUCGUCAAGAGCAACGAGAUUUGGCACACAGUCUUUCGCGACACCGACCUACCAGCAGACGUCGAGCCGAUGGACAUCAAGCUCAAGAAGGAUGCGAGCCCGUACAGCUGUGCGGGUCGCAAGCUCUACCUGUACCAGGAGCGCUUUGUUCAUUUGUUCGGUCGUCAACUUUUGCGGGACGGCGUGAUCGAGCUCUACAAGGAGCUCCUCAUGUUUCUCGACUCCUCGGGUGACGGCUUCUCGAUCAUCAUCACGCAAGUGAAGAAAUCCAACGACAGUGUGCCUGUGUGGACGUUGCAGCACGAACCGGUCGCGUGCAUCUCGGGCGUAUGGAGGGGUGCUCAGCGCAAGUGGAGCGUGAUCGAGCAAGAGGCAUACCCGAUCGUCAAGGCGUGCCUCGAUACCGACCACACAAAUCUUAUCAACGUCCUUGCGUCCGGCCAAGAAUGGAAACCCGGACAGUGUGGCAAGCUGGCGCGAUGGGCCAGCUACAUUACGCCUUACCGCUACACGAUCGAGCAUAUCGAUGGCGAGCACAACGACGUCUAG
Messenger RNA from Saprolegnia parasitica CBS 223.65, 873 nucleotides. RefSeq lists its product as hypothetical. The record is from RefSeq and is a predicted model, not a curated record. NCBI's taxonomy places the organism in Eukaryota, Oomycota, Saprolegniomycetes, Saprolegniales, Saprolegniaceae. The coding region runs from base 1 to 873 and encodes 290 amino acids. The transcript is spliced from 5 exons.